AUGGAGCUGAUUGUGGAGUACACGUAUACAAGACGUGUUAACAUCACAGAGAAAAACGAGUAUAAGCUGCUGAUCGCUGCUGAUUAUCUGUUGAAGCAACAGGCCUUCCGGUUUAUCUUGCACAACUUUGAGGAGAUGGUGCGCCUCUCUGAGGAGUUCCUGGACCUGACGGUCGAGCAGCUGAGAGAGAUCAUCGAGAAGGACAAACUGAAUGUGAAACAGGAGAGCGAGGCCGUCUUACAGUGGAUCAAACAUGCGCCAUGGAAACGGAAAGCGCACAUAGGAGUGUUACUGCCCAAAGUGCGUCUGGGGCUACUGACGCACGAUUACCUUAUGAACAAUGUGAGCAACAACAUUUUAGUGAAGGACGACAUGACAUGUAAGCCGAUCGUCACCAGCGUUCUGAUGGGCAUCGAUGACCUCAACCCGAGCCUUUCUCUCAGCUCUGAUCUCCAGAGACUCCGCCUGCCUAGUGCCGUUCUGCUGGCCAUCGGUGGCUGGUGCCAAAGGAUUCCCAUGAAUGCCAUAGAAGCGUAUGAUAUACGAGCGGCAUGCUGGGUUAAAAUCACGUGCAAUGACGAGAGUCCACAAGCCUUUCAUAGGAUGGUGUAUCUGAAUGGCUUCGUGUACUGCAUUGGAGGAUAUAACAUGGGGAAUACCAUGCAAGAAUGCUUAAGAAUUGUCAGAAGGUUUGAUCCCAUCACCAGAACCUGGGCUCAGGUGAGCCCCAUGCACUCUAUCUGGUAUAAGGUGAGCAUGUGUGCGCUGGAUGGUCAUAUCUAUGCUGUGGGAGGAUUCCAUGAAGAACAUCAGAAUACGGCCGGGCGAUAUGAACCUGAGAAUGAUCGGUGGAGCAUGAUCGCGCCGAUGCACGAACGCAGGAGCAACUCUAGCGCUACAGUACUGAACGGCAACGUGUACGUAUGCGAAGGGUCUAACUGGAUUGAGUGUUUGUUGACAGGGGAGUAUUACAGUCCUCAGAUGGGAACCAACGUGUGGACACAAGGUCCAGCCAUGAACAACAAGCACAGCAACUUCGGCAUUGAGGUGCUGCACGAUCUCCUGUUCGUUGUUGGAGGAGAGAACGGCACUACCACCAUGGAUGAAGCGGAGUGUUAUGAUGAGCAGACUUCUGAAUGGCAUGCAGUUGAAAACAUGGGGAUUUCCUGCAGUGCUCUGAGCUGCUGUGUGCUGUCUGGUUUACCCAACAUGGCAGAGUACGCUGCUCCCCGAGACGAUCCCUACAGAGUCCCUCAGAGGUCACGGAGCACCAGAGGCUACCUCACACCUCCUGCCAACGUCUGA
This is a messenger RNA of Ictalurus punctatus (channel catfish), 1305 nucleotides long. RefSeq names its product kelch-like protein 10. NCBI's taxonomy places the organism in Eukaryota, Metazoa, Chordata, Actinopteri, Siluriformes, Ictaluridae. The record is from RefSeq and is a predicted model, not a curated record. The transcript has 3 exons. The coding region runs from base 1 to 1305 and encodes 434 amino acids. Gene Ontology annotation, molecular function: protein binding.